This is a messenger RNA of Macrosiphum euphorbiae (potato aphid), 933 nucleotides long. NCBI's taxonomy places the organism in Eukaryota, Metazoa, Arthropoda, Insecta, Hemiptera, Aphididae. The record is from the annotation of a GenBank genome assembly.
AUGUCUUCUUCUUCGGUUUGUUCUUAUUACUUGAGAGGAACGUGCUGGUUCGGGCCUCUAUGCUGGAACUCUCAUGAUCUAGGAACCGUCCCCACCUACAGACCGUACAAUAUGGACGAGGCGGAUACCUCAGCUGAAGAAAUCAACUUUGUUGUUGGAUCAAGGAGAGAAACUACUCCAAUGACUGCUUCACCAAAUAGAAGUAAUUCUAGACCUAGACAAAUAAAUCAAGUUCUUCCCAAUUCAGGAAAUAAGUCAUCGGAAACUCAUGAAACUGCACCGUCUGAAUAUAAAGGUAAAUGGUGCUUAAAAAAUAUUAAAACUGGGGAGACAAGAACAGGUUCACCCAAUAGUGUGAUUGUAGAAACUGAAAAAAAAUUAAAUGAAGCUGAAAGUUUGGUAGUAUCACUUCGUGAACAGCUGCGUGUUAAGAAUAAGAGAGACAAUUUCUCUUGGGUUGAACAUCUAAUGAAACAAUGCCUUGAAAGUGAUCUACAAUGUAAUAUAUGCUAUGAAAUGUUCAUCAAGCCUACUGUGCUUAGUUGCUCUCAUACAUUUUGUCAUGAAUGCAUAGAGUCAUGGACCCGAACAGUUAAUCACUGCCCAACAUGCCGAGCUUAUGUAAAACAUAAAUCAUACUGUCUAACUUUAGACACCUAUUUGGACAAAAUAGCUGACUGUUUACCAGAUGAAAUAAAAACAAGGCGGGAAACUUUAAAAGUCGAACGCAACAAUAAUAGAGUAUUAACUGUAGAGGUUAACAGAAGUCAAAGAAAUAAUGCAAAUAAUCAAUUCAUGCGUCAAACAUCAGGUGUGAACAUAUCGGGUGAACAUGAACAACAUCGCUCUGAAUUGGCUAUUUCCAUGCAAAAUCUAAUUUUUGAUGUACAAUUUGGUGUAAAUAGAGAUGAUUGGGAUGACUGGGAUGAUUAA